UCUCACAAUCCUCUCCACUCUAAGAAGCAGGGUGAGCCCACAAGGAGCAAUGGAGCAGGGCAGCGGCCGCUUGGAGGACUUCCCUGUCAAUGUGUUCUCCGUCACUCCUUACACACCCAGCACGGCUGACAUCCAGGUGUCCGAUGACGACAAGGCGGGGGCCACCUUGCUCUUCUCAGGCAUCUUUCUGGGACUGGUGGGGAUCACAUUCACUGUCAUGGGCUGGAUCAAAUACCAAGGUGUCUCCCACUUUGAAUGGACCCAGCUCCUUGGGCCCGUCCUGCUGUCAGUUGGGGUGACAUUCAUCCUGAUUGCCGUGUGCAAGUUCAAAAUGCUCUCCUGCCAGUUGUGCAAAGAAAGCGAGGAAAGGGUCCCGGACUCGGAACAGACACCAGGAGGACCAUCAUUUGUCUUCACUGGUAUCAACCAACCCAUCACCUUCCAUGGGGCCACUGUGGUGCAGUACAUCCCUCCUCCUUAUGGUUCUCCAGAGCCUCUGGGGAUAAAUACCAGCUACCUGCAGUCUGUGGUGAGCCCCUGCAGCCUCAUAACCUCUGGAGGGGCAGCAGCUGCCAUGUCAAGUCCUCCUCAAUACUAUACCAUCUACCCUCAAGAUAACUCUGCAUUUGUGGUUGAUGAGGGCUGCCCUUCUUUCGCGGAUGGUGGAAAUCACAGGUCCAAUCCUGAUGCUGACCAGCUAGAAGAGACACAGCUGGAAGAGGAGGCCUGUGCCUGCUUCUCUCCUCCCCCUUAUGAAGAAAUAUAUUCUCUCCCUCGCUAGAGACUAUUCUGAUAUAAUAAUACAAUGCUCAGCUCAGGGAGCAAGUGUUUCCGUCAUUGUUACCUGACAACCGUGGUGUUCUAUGUUGUAACAUUCAGAAGUUACAGCAGCGCCCGGACAGCCUGACAGAGAUCAUUCAAGGGGGGUAAGGGGAAGUGGGAGGUGCAGUUUCUCAGAUUGGUAAAAAUUAGGCUGGGCUGGGGAAAUUCUCUCCGGAACAGUUUCAAAUUCCCUCGGGUAAGAAAUCUCCUGUAUAAGGUUCAGGAGGAGGAAUUUCACUUUUUCAUCCACCACCCUCCCCCUUCCCUGUAGGAAGGCAUUGGUGGCUCAAUUUUAACCCCAGCAGCCAACAGAAAAAUCACGACUUCUGAGACUUUGGGAGUUUCCACAGAGGUGAGAAUCGGGUGGGAAGGAAGCAGGGAAGAGAAAGCAGGCCCAGCUGGAGAUUUCCCGGUGGCUGUCCUUGGCCCCAAAGCAGACUCACUAAUACCAAACAACUCAGCUGCCAUCUGGCCUCUCUGAGGACUCUGGGUAACUUAAAGGGUAUAAAACAAAACAAAACAAAAACAUCAAACCAAUGAAAUAAAAUAAAUCAUGUCUCCUGCUAGAAUAGUAUUGGAUACCUGACUAAAUUACACAAAACAGACCAUAAUAGGAUAACGCUGUGAAUACAUCCUUCCCUGAUCACUGAGUCACAGUGAUCCUUGGCUGCUGCUGUUCUCUUCUGCAAGGUUGAAGCUUGACGUGUGAUGUACAUGGGUGGGCUCUUGGUCCACCCCAGGCUGGGGCCUGUGCCAAGCAUGAACUAGCUGGGACCAGUGGCUGACAGAACACAGGACUUCACUAAGUACCCGUAGGUCUGUGGAGCAAGACAGAGCAGAGUUGCCAUGUCAAUACCUGGGGAAUGAUAUGAUAGAAACAAUCUUUAUGACUAAAAGAAACUGAUCUUCUUCAUUAAAAAAACUUUGGUGUCCUUAA
Molecule: messenger RNA, 1759 nt
Organism: Symphalangus syndactylus (siamang)
Lineage: Eukaryota; Metazoa; Chordata; Mammalia; Primates; Hylobatidae
Gene: TMEM174
Product: transmembrane protein 174
Source: RefSeq, a predicted model, not a curated record